Messenger RNA from Neurospora tetraspora, 2740 nucleotides. Its product is annotated as Neutral/alkaline nonlysosomal ceramidase. Gene Ontology annotation, biological process: long-chain fatty acid biosynthetic process; ceramide catabolic process; sphingosine biosynthetic process. Gene Ontology annotation, cellular component: extracellular region. The record is from RefSeq and is a predicted model, not a curated record. The transcript is spliced from 4 exons. Bases 289 to 2604 code for a protein of 771 amino acids. Gene Ontology annotation, molecular function: N-acylsphingosine amidohydrolase activity. Lineage: Eukaryota; Fungi; Ascomycota; Sordariomycetes; Sordariales; Sordariaceae.
CACCCGACCCACCAUCAUGAACAGCAAACGUGGGAGAUCCUCCGAUUGGGUUGCCGUCUUGUCCUUGAUCCUGGCAGUGUUGUUGCUGUCAAGUGGCCCUCCCUACCCACGCUUCGAUCUUCCACCGUCCCUAUCCGUGCGGGGAGACGAGAUGGUUGUUUGUCCUACCAGGGAGGAUAGAUGGGUAUAGAUACCAAGUCCUCCCCAAGGAAAGAGGAUGAACGGUGUUCUUGAUCGACGUUGUCCCAAGUCGUCUUCUUCAAGGGCACAGGUAGACAGCAUCGCAAGAUGCCUUGCUACCAACAACACCGCCGCGGCGGCAUGGCGCCUCCCAGACGCCUCAUAACCAUCGCCGUCUCCGUUAUCUCCUUCUUCAUCCUCGCCGCUCUCGCCAUCGCCCAGUUCGGCCCCUCCUCCGAGUUACACGCUCGGAAGCUAGCCCAGCGCAUCGAGCAUGCCCAACGCGCAAACCCCCAAUCCGAACCGCGGGACACUCCACUCGGCGACAAGUAUCUGAUCGGUGUCGGAAAGGCCGAUGUAACCGGCCCGGUUGUCGAGAUCGGCUUUGGCGGGUAUGCGGACACCAGCCAGAUCGGAAGCGGUUUGCGCCAGCGGUUGUACUCGCGCGCUUUCAUCAUUGGCGAGACCAAGAACCCCAAGAACCGCCUUGUUUAUAUCGUGCUUGAUACGCAGAGCGGAGACACGGCUGUUCGCAAUGGUGUUCUUGAUGCGCUGAAGGGGAUGGGAGAUGAGUACUCGGUCUAUGGACAGUCCAAUAUUGCGCUUACCGGGACACACUCUCAUUCUGGCCCGGGCGCUUGGUUCAACUACCUGCUUCCGCAGAUCACGACGUUUGGGUUUAGCAAGCAGAGUUACCAGGCGAUUGUGGAUGGUGCUGUGUUGUCGAUUAAGAGGGCGCAUGAGUCUCUUCAGGAGGGCUACCUCGACAUCGGUACAACCGACAUCAACGACGGUAACAAUAACCGCAGUCCCUCCGCCUACCUCGCCAACCCCGAGUCCGAGCGAGCCAAAUACCCCUUCAACACCGACAAGACCUUGACCCUACUCCGGUUCCGGAGAGCUUCUGACCUGAAGAGUGUCGGUGUCCUUACCUGGUACCCCGUCCACGGCACGUCCGUCUACCAGAACAACACGCUUGUGAACGCCGACAACAAGGGAGUUGCUGCCUACCUGUUCGAACAGUCCGUAAAGGGCGACAGCCGUGCUGCUGAUGGUUUCGUUGCUGGCUUUUCCCAAGCGAACGUGGGUGAUACCACGCCGAAUACGCUGGGUGCCUUUUGCGAUGACGGUUCUGGUGCUACCUGUGAUUUUGAAAGCAGCACUUGUGCCGAUGGCAAGGUGCAGGCUUGUCGUGGAAGGGGACCGCUUUUCCAGAAGUUGGAUAAGGGUGUGAGCAGUUGUUAUGAGAUUGGGAGGAAGCAGUAUGCUGGUGCUAAGAAUGUUUGGACUUCCCUCGAUUCAAGCUCGACCCCAGUUGUUGGCUCUACCGUGAGGUCAUUCCACUACUUCCACGAUAUGCGCUACUACAAGUUCAACCUCGACAAUGGCACCGAGGUCCAGACCUGCCCUGCUGCGCUGGGUCACUCGUUCGCUGCGGGAACCACAGACGGCCCCGGUGCCUUUGACUUCACCCAGGGUGACUCUGGCGCUCCCAACAACCCUUUCUGGUCCGUCGUGGGCGGUGUACUACGAGUUCCAUCUGCCUCGCAAACGGCCUGCCAAAAGCCCAAGCCCGUCCUGCUUGAUGUCGGCGAGAUGGACCUCCCCUACCCUUGGACGCCCAACAUCGUUGACGUCCAAUCCCUCCGCGUCGGCCAACUCUUCAUGAUUAUCUCCCCCUCCGAAGCCACCACCAUGUCCGGCCGCCGCUGGCGCGACGCCGUCAAAGCCGCCGCCAAGUCCCAAAAGCUAACCGGCAACACCGAACCCGUCGUCGUGCUCGGCGGUCCCGCCAACACCUAUUCCCACUACGUCACCACCCCCGAGGAGUACGCCAUCCAGCGCUACGAAGGCGCUAGCACGCUGUUCGGGCAAUACGAACUGCCCGCAUAUAUCAACCUUACCCUCUCCGCGCUCCCUUACCUCUCCCCAUCUUCCACCAGCUCCCCUCCUCCUGGCCCAAGCCCGCCCGACAACAGGGAUGACUCCCUCUCCUUCAUCACGGGCGUAGUCUACGACGGCGCUCCCCCCUCCAAGCCAUUUGGUACAUGCAUCACGCAACCCUCCUCUUCGUACACGCGCGGCAGCGUAAUCACCGCCGUCUUCCAGGGCGCUAACCCGCGCAACAAUCUGCGGCUGGAAGGCACGUAUGCAGCGGUGGAGAAGCUGGGAGCAGAUGGAAAGACGUGGACACAAGUGCGGAGUGAUGAGGAUUGGAACUUGACGUACGAGUGGAAGAGGACGAAUGGGAUUUUGGGGUAUAGUGAAGUGACGAUUAGAUGGGAGACGAGAACGGAGAGUAAUGGAGAGGGAGACGAUGGGACGGGGACGUAUAGGAUUAGGUAUUUUGGGGAUGCGAAGGCUGCGGUGACGGGGAAGAUUACGGAGUUUCAGGGGGUUAGUAGGGAGUUCAAGUUGACUUAGAACAGGGAAGGGAUGAAGGCGGUGGCUUGGGGGCAAGAUAGGAGGUGAUGGGAUGAACAUCACGACUUGGCUUGGGAUCAAAUCAUUCAACAUUCUAGUUUACGACAAUGGAAAACAUUCGGAAAGUCCAGACCGA